AUGCUGCCCGUGUCUGCCCUCGGGCUCGGUUCCGGCUGGGGGGCCGCGCGGUCGCAGCCCCCGGUGCUCCAGGUGUCCUCUGUGCCUCGCUGGGGCCCCGCUGGCAGCGCGGAGGGGGGGGCAGCGCGCUCCGAGCCUUGGGCACAAGAAGGUGAUGCUGGAGAUGCUGGAAUUGGCUUGCGUGCUUUGAGGGUUCUUGCUAGUGUGGUUGUGCGGCCCAAGAAUUUGUCUACAGGGAUUGUUUACUGGAGGAGAAUUGCAACAUGUCAGAAUGUAAUUCCUGAAAUCUUAAGAAAGGUCACUGUCUUAAAAGUGCCUGACAUCUACUUAGAAGAGGAAUCUUGGCUUGAUAUGCAGAAAAGAAAUAUGUUUAUGAAAACUCAUUGUGUUACGUGGACACAGUAUGUGUCUGUAAGUGAGGACUCUGUCUUCAGGCAGAGCUUGGAAAAUCCAAAUUGGACAGACUUCACACAAAAAGGCAGAGUAUCAGUUACAGGGGCAGGUUUGUUCAAUUGUGUAUUGGAGGCUUUUGCUCAAUCAUUUCUAAAAUAAGGUGUGAAGAAGGGCAUUAAAAUAAUGGAGACAGUUCUUCAGGAGCAGUGUGGGCAGUCAUUCUAAUGAACGAUUGCGAAAAUGUAUCUAUCUGGCGUUUCACUGGCACAGUAUAUCUUUAUUGCCAUCAGAAUUUCAACUGAUAUUAUC
Molecule: messenger RNA, 702 nt
Organism: Struthio camelus australis
Lineage: Eukaryota; Metazoa; Chordata; Aves; Struthioniformes; Struthionidae
Source: RefSeq, a predicted model, not a curated record